Molecule: messenger RNA, 888 nt
Organism: Rhinichthys klamathensis goyatoka
Lineage: Eukaryota; Metazoa; Chordata; Actinopteri; Cypriniformes; Leuciscidae
Gene: r3hdm4
Product: R3H domain containing 4
Exons: 8
Coding region: 127-888 (253 amino acids)
Molecular function (GO): nucleic acid binding
Source: RefSeq, a predicted model, not a curated record
GCCCAAUCUUUCUAUCUAUCACUAGCUUUUAGCCAUCGCGGCUAACGCCAGCUGUUCUGGGCCUUUUCUCCUUAUAAAAUUCUUUGUUUGUGUCUCUGUCGUGUUUCUUUGUGAGAAGACUUUGAGAUGGUUGAGUUAAAUAGCAAUAACAAUGAGGAACAGGAUGUAAUCCUAAAUGAGCGGCGCUGCUCAUCUCUACCCAACUCUCCUGCAAAACGAGUUUCUCCAGCCAAAAAGAAGCAGUUCUUUAUUAACCAGGCCAUCCGAAACUCUGACCUCACUCCCAGAGCCAAGGGCAGGAAGAGUCUGCAACGACAGGAAAACACUCGUUUUCUGGUCAAUCUUUUGGAACGGGAGGAAUGCUCUAAAGAGGAUGGUGAAGGGCAUGAAACAGCCACGGCCACCAUCUUCACUGAAGCCUGCUCUAAUGGAAACUAUGUGGAGUACUGGAGUGAUUUUAUGAAUCGUUCUGGGGAGGAGCAAGAGCGGCUCUUGGCUCUGCUGGAGGAGGAGGCUCAGAGGACCCACUCCAAGAGCCACAAAGACCAAAGAGAGGUAAAUCCUGCUGUCAGGGCUCAGGAGUGUUUCCAGAGGAUUGAUCGAAGGCUGCGUGUGACGCUGAGACGCAAACAGAUUCCCAUGGGAGUGUUGGAGGGUCUGGAGUCCGAUCUGCUGGGAUUCUUCAUGUCACAGCCACACUCAAUUUACAUUACCAAACUCAGCAGCAGUUACGAGCGACUGCUCCUUCAUGCCAUCUGCCAGUACAUGGAUCUGACCUCUGCUAGCUCUGACUGUAAUGGUGCUCGACAGACGGAGGUAGUCAACAAACAGGACGAGUUCCUGCCUCCUCAGUCUCUGCUCUCUGCCUACCUGGAGCAGUUUAGCUAA